CACUGUCACACCAAUAGCGGAAAACCCCAAAUAAAACCCGAAAAUGAAUACUUUCCUCUUCUCUCUCCUAAAACCCCACACCACCUCUGAACCCACCAAGCUUCUUCUGCAUCAUCACCACCAAUGGCGCGGCAUAGCCAAGGUCCGGCUGAAAUGGGUCAAGAAUCGGAGCUUAGACCACAUCAUCGACACCGAGACCGAUCUCAAAGCUGCUUGCCUCCUCAAAGACGCCAUCAAGCGCUCGCCAACUGGCUUCCUUACCGCCAAGUCCUUCGCCGAUUGGCAAAAGCUUCUUGGCCUAACUGUCCCAGUUCUUCGCUUCAUGCGCAGGUACCCUACUCUUUUUCAAGAAUUUCCACAUGCCCGCUAUGCCAGUUUGCCCUGUUUUAAGUUAACAGACACUGCACUAUUGUUAGACUCACAAGAACAGAGUAUACACAAAACCCAUGAGAGUGAUACUGUGGAGAGACUUUGUAGAGUGCUUAUGAUGACGAAAAGUAAAACUAUACCGCUCCAAUCUUUGUAUCCCUUGAAAUGGGAUCUGGGUUUGCCUGAUGGUUUUGAGAAAGUGUUGGUUCCAAAAUACCCAAAUUGUUUUAGAAUCAUUAAGGCCUCAAAUGGGAUUGGUUGCUUGAAGGUCAUACAAUGGCCCAAGGAGUAUGCGGUGUCGGAAUUGCAGAGGAGUAAAGAGGGUGGUGAUUUAGGGGAUGAGUAUAGAAAAUUCAAGAGGGGGCAGACUGUGUUGGCAUUCCCGAUGAAUUUUCCAAAGGGUUAUGGAGGGCAGAAGAAGGUUAGGGUAUGGAUGGAGGAGUUUCAGAAGUUACCAUACAUUUCGCCAUAUGAGGAUUCUAGGCAUAUUGAUCCUAAUAGUGAUCUUAUGGAGAAAAGGGUUGUUGGAGUUUUGCAUGAGUUAUUGAGCUUGACUCUUCAUAAGAAGACUAAGAGGAACUACUUGAGAAGCUUGAGAGAGGAACUAAAUCUUCCUCAUAAAUUUACGAGAAUUUUCACAAGGUAUCCGGGGAUUUUCUACCUCUCAUUGAAAUGUAAAACAACCACUGUUGCUCUCAGGGAAGGGUACCAGAGAGGGAAAUUAGUGAACCGGCAUCCCCUCACACGCAUGAGAGAGAAGUUUUAUCAUGUCAUGAGAACAGGGCUUCUUUAUCGCAGUAAAGGUGUGCACUUGCUAUCCCCGCAAGAGAUUUUACUUAACAGUGUGGAGGGUGAAAGUGGGCCGGAAGAAUCUGAAGAGGACGAGGUUGGAACUGGUGAUGAAUGCUAUGAGGAUGAAAUGUCAAAUUUGGAUUCGGAAGGGUCUGAUGAAGAUUAAUGUUUGUAUCAGAGAACUUUCAACAUUUUGCUUGAAUUGGAUAGAAGCCAUUAUUGAAUUUCAAGUAAGAAAUUCUGAACAAAAGUUCCCUCUAUAGAGUUUUCUUGUUUAUGGCCCUUCAAGUAGUGGCCUUCUCAGGUGAACCAAUAAGGCCGAGCAUCAUUUCAAGUCAACAUGAAGAUGAUGGUCCAGGGUGUAGGAUGACUUCUCUUCACGGUGAAAUCUCUGAAAAUCUUCCAAAUAGUGGACAUGAAAUGCAGCGACCAAGGCACCUAAUGGAAUUGAUGUAACAGCAGAGAAUGAAGUUGUAAAGUAUUUUCACAGAGAAAACACUACUGGAUUCGAUAGGGGCUAUAUAAUUCCAAACAAACAGCAGAUCUGCUUGUACCACUUAGGCCAAGGGCAACAAUGUAACAAAUUCUCAAUCCCAAUUUUGAACAAAGAAAAUUUUCAGGGAAAGUUCGGUGGCUAAUAAAUAGCUUGAUUCCUUUGAUCAGCCUCGUUGCCAUUGCCUUAUUUGUGAGAUAAAUGUUGGUGCAUUUUCUGCUGUAUUUGGCUCUGAUUAAGUUAUGUUUCAAAUAGUUUAAGGUUAACCGCCAUGGGAGAGGUAUUGCAGAGCGCUAGGCUCAUCCAUGGCAUUGUAAUCUUUAAUUAAAAAGGAGACCAAAACAAUUACAGGGGGCC
Prunus mume (Japanese apricot) is the source of this 2011-nucleotide messenger RNA. RefSeq names its product Ubiquitin carboxyl-terminal hydrolase family protein. Gene Ontology annotation, molecular function: RNA binding. The record is from RefSeq and is a predicted model, not a curated record. NCBI's taxonomy places the organism in Eukaryota, Viridiplantae, Streptophyta, Magnoliopsida, Rosales, Rosaceae.